CUUCAAUCAAUAAGUGCUUUGUGUCUAUUAUUGACCCUCUUGGUAUACAUUUGUAUACCUGAGCUUCAAAAUUUACAUGGAAAAACAUUGAUGUGUCAUGUGGGAACUCUCUUUGUCGCCUAUACGUGCCUUGCGAUGAUAAAUUUUGAUGUUGCAAAAAGUCAGAAUUUGGCAGAAAACGAAAACCCUACAAAUAAAAUCAUGUGUGCAACUAUGGGUUACAUGCUGCUGUUCGCUUUUAUCUCCACGUUCUCAUGGCUCAACAUCAUGUGCUUCGACAUAUGGUGGACGUUCGGAAAUAAGAGGACACCUAGCGGUGUUUCCAGAAAUCGAAAACAAAGAAACAAAUUUAUUGCUUAUUGUUGUUACUCUUGGGGCACUGCUCUUGCAAUAACUUCUCUUUGUAUCUUGGUGGAUUCCACUGAUAUUUUGAGUGUCACGAGACGGCCCAACAUUGGAAGAGAUAGAUGCUGGUUCCAACAUGGACUAGGUGCUACCGAGCUUAUUUUUUUCACUGGACCAGUCACAUUGCAGCUGACGGUAAAUUUGCUUUUUUUUAUUCUGACCUCAAAGAAUUACAAUAAAGUGAAAACCCAGAUAAGAAAGGUAUUGACAGACCCUACAGACCAGAGGAAUCAACGAUUUCAAGGUGAUAGGGAAAAAUUAAUCAUGAACGUGAAACUGUUCAUCGUGAUGGGAAUAUCGUGGAUAUGCGAAGUGAUAUCAAACUACCUGAACUACUUUUUACCAUGGUUGUUGGAAUACAGGAUCUUUCUGGUCUUCGAUAUAAUUAAUUGUCUUCAGGGUGUCUUCAUAUUUGCACUUUUUACAUUAAAAAAAAAGUUGUACAAUGCUUUACGACGGAGAUUUUUGACGGGAAAUGAUAAGGGCUCUGUGAGCAAUACGGAACAAUUUUGCUGAAUUGAAGUUAUUUUCUUAUUUUAAGAAGAUUUCUAAAUGUAAGGUGAAACCUUUUCAAGUAUUAUUUUUACUGUAAACUAUUACUUGCAAGGAAUUGAGUUUGAUGAAAAAAUGACAGUGGACUUCUUUAUUAGGGUAGGUCGAAACAAAAUUGAAAAUAAAACAGACUAGCGCAGGGUAGCCGCUGGUCCGGGAAGUCGGGAAAUGACCGGGAAUUUUGUGUGACCGGGAAAACCCGAGAAAUGACAGUGAAUUUAUUUUUUGAUCGGAAUAAUUGAUUUUACGAGAUGUUUUGGACUCAAUUCAAAAUUUAAGAAUUUCCAUAUUUUAACGUUAAAAAUUAAAUUGUUUCAAUUGGAAUUUCGAAAUCCUUAGUGCAU
Molecule: messenger RNA, 1301 nt
Organism: Belonocnema kinseyi
Lineage: Eukaryota; Metazoa; Arthropoda; Insecta; Hymenoptera; Cynipidae
Product: G-protein coupled receptor Mth2-like
Exons: 6
Coding region: 91-921 (276 amino acids)
Biological process (GO): cell surface receptor signaling pathway; G protein-coupled receptor signaling pathway
Cellular component (GO): membrane
Molecular function (GO): G protein-coupled receptor activity
Source: RefSeq, a predicted model, not a curated record